AUGUCUGAGGCAAGAGAUUAUGAAUUUGCUGAUUUAUUAGUAGAUGCAGAAACUCCUCUUUUCCCUAGUUGUACAACUUACACGAAGUUGUCAGCAAUCAUUACAUUAUACAAUUAUAAGUCUACAAAUGGUCACACAGACAAUAGUUUCAAUGAGCUCCUUAAGAUCUUAGGUGACAUGCUUCCAAAAAACACACUUCCAAAGGAUGUUUACUCAAUGAGAAAGUUGUUAAAACCAUUUGAUUUAGGAUAUGAGAAGAUUCAUGCAUGCCCAAAUGACUGUUGUCUAUUUAGAAAGGAGCUUAAAGAUUUGGACUCAUGUCCAAAGUGUGGUUCUUCAAGAUGGAAGGUAGACAAAGUCACCACCAAAGUUUGUAAAGGAGUUCCUGAAAAGGUGCUACGGUAUUUUCCUGUGAUACCAAGAUUGAAAAGGAUGUUUAAAUCAGAACAAAAGGCCGAAGACUUGAUUUGGCAUUCCAACCAUAAAAGUCAUGAUCAUAUGAUGCGUCAUCCAGUUGAUUCAAUAGCUUGGGAUACGAUAAAUCAUAAGUGGCCAGCUUUUGCAUCAAAUCCUAGAAAUCUCCGGCUUGGUCUUGCAACAGAUGGAUUCAACCCUUUUGGUGAUCUUAGUUCUAGAUAUAGUUGUUGGCCAGUUAUUUUGGUAAAUUACAACCUUCCUCCGUUGAUGUGCAUGGCGAAGGAAAAUCUUAUGUUGACAUUAUUGAUUCCAGGCCCGAAGCAACUAGGAAAUGAUAUAGAUGUAUACUUGGAACCCCUAGUGGAGGAUUUGAAGGAGUUAUGGGACAUUGGUGUGGAGACGUAUGAUGCAUUUAGCAAGUCAGUGUUCAAUAUGAAGGCUAUUUUGAUGUGGACAAUCAAUGAUUUUCCAGCUUAUGGAAACUUAGCUGGAUGUGCCACAAAAGGGAAAUUUGGUUGCCCAAUAUGUGGUGAAGGCAUAUCUUCUAUGUGGCUUAAGUAUAGUAGAAAGUUUGCAUAUUUAGGGCAUAGGAGAUUUCUUGCUCCUAAUCAUCCAUUCCGUCAGAAGAAGAAGUGGUUUGAUGGGAAUAAAGAGACAAAAGGAAAACCUAGGCCUCUGAAUGGAUUAGAAAUUCUUAAUGUAUUGAAAGACAUUGAAAAUGACUGGGGUAAAAAAAAAUUGGGUAAAGAUAUCAAUAAUACAAAGAAAAAGAGGAAGGAGCGUGAUGGUUCAAAAAAAGUUCAAAAACCAGUUCAAAUGUGGAAGAAGAAGUCAAUAUUUUUUAAUUUGCCAUACUGGAGUGGGCUCCUGCUACGUCAUAACUUAGAUGUUAUGAAUGUUGAAAAGAAUGUUUGCGAGAAUAUCAUAGGUACAAUGUUAAACUUAAAGAAAAAAUCAAAAGAUGGUGUUAACGCUCGCAAAGAUUUGAGGCACUUAAAUAUUAGAAAAGAAUUACAUCCUCAAGAAAAAGGGAAAAACAUGUAUCACUUGCCGGCUGCACCUUACACAUUGUCUAAAAAAGAAAUGGACGUAUUUUGUUCUAGGUUGAAGAAAAUAAAGUUACCUGAUGGUUAUAGCUCAAAUAUUGUAGCAUUAAGAAGUCUUUUACCAAAAGGUCCAUGUAAUGCUAUAUUUUUGCUUUGUGCAUUUUACAAUGAGUUAUGUCAAAGAGUGUUAGAUAGGAACCGUCUAGAACAACUCGAAGAGAAUAUUGCUGAAACUUUAUGCAUGUUGGAGAGGUACUUUCCACCAGCUUUCUUUACCAUCUCUGUUCAUUUGACAAUUCAUUUAGCAAGAGAGGCUCGCCUGUGUGGGCCAGUUCAAUUCCGCUGGAUGUAUCCAUUUGAAAGAUUUAUGAAAAUGCUUAAAGGCUAUGUGAAGAACCGAGCAAGGCCAGAGGGUUGCAUAGCUGAGUGUUACCUUGCAGAAGAACGAAUGCGAUUUUGUAGUGCUUAUAUAAAAAAAGCUGCUUGUAUUGGUCUCCGAUCUAAUCGGAAUGACGAUUUGGAAAAUGGAGUAGUGGAAGAUCGGAUUCAAUGGCUAGCACAUGGUCCAAGAAAGCAUGUUAUAUCGUAUACAGGUUAUAUUAUAAAUGGACAUCGGUUCCACACAAUUGAUGUUGGAAGGUCGACACAAGAUAGUGGUGUUUCAGUUGAAGCUGAUACUAUUUGGUGUGAUUGGGCUAAUCCUGGAACUGGUAUCAAAAUGGAUGAUGGUUUUACACUUGUCAACUUACACCAAGGACUAAGGACUUUUGAAAAUGAUCCUUUCAUUUUAGCCUCACAAGCAAAGCAAGUUUUCUAUUCUAGGGAAAAUGAUGAAUCAAAGUGGUAUGUGUUGCUAAAAGCGCCACCUCGAGGUAUUCAUAACAUGGAUUUGCUUGAAGAGGAUGCAUAUACAUCAUCAAAACCUCUUGAUGUGUCCAGACUUGAGAUUAACAUUACUGAGAAAGAACCAUAUUCCAGAAAUGAGUGUGAGGGAAUUGAUGUUAUUGAUAUCCCAUGA
Messenger RNA from Zingiber officinale, 2481 nucleotides. RefSeq lists its product as uncharacterized. The transcript is spliced from 6 exons. Bases 1 to 2481 code for a protein of 826 amino acids. The record is from RefSeq and is a predicted model, not a curated record. Lineage: Eukaryota; Viridiplantae; Streptophyta; Magnoliopsida; Zingiberales; Zingiberaceae.